Messenger RNA from Coccinella septempunctata (seven-spotted ladybird), 3783 nucleotides. Its product is annotated as phosphatidylinositol 3-kinase regulatory subunit alpha-like. The coding region runs from base 149 to 2917 and encodes 922 amino acids. Lineage: Eukaryota; Metazoa; Arthropoda; Insecta; Coleoptera; Coccinellidae. Gene Ontology annotation, molecular function: 1-phosphatidylinositol-3-kinase regulator activity; protein binding. Gene Ontology annotation, cellular component: phosphatidylinositol 3-kinase complex. Gene Ontology annotation, biological process: insulin receptor signaling pathway; phosphatidylinositol phosphate biosynthetic process. The record is from RefSeq and is a predicted model, not a curated record. The transcript is spliced from 5 exons.
AUUCGAGCGCAGCGCGGAGCGGACUUCGGCGUUCGGGCCGGACUUUCAGUGUGGCAUUUGUAGAGCUGGGGUUCAGUGUUGGCUGCGGAGAGAGUUCAACAAGUGCGAACUCUUUCGCACUGGGUAUACGGGCAGAUAACAUGACAAGAUGAAUGUACAAGAACGCGAAUGUUCCGACUUAGAAAACAGUGGCGUAGGCGGAAAGCCUUUUCGCCGGUUCGUUGUGAACGUGGAUGCGGAAAACUACAUGCUACGCGGGGUUGGAAGGUCCGAUGUGGAAUUGGAUAUGUUUUUGGUACGCGAAGGCGGCAACAGCAGCCUCGGACCCUCUGGUCAGGAUUUUCAAUACGAUGAUAAUGCCGCAGGAGUCGAUCACUGUGGCCGUGUACUGUCUUUUCACUCUUUACUAUGUAACUGCGAUGUUACUUGCUGCUGUAUGUGCGGUUCCCUUUGCCCUUUAGAUUGUCACGCUUGCUUCCACAAUUUCUGCACCAAGUCCUCAAAUUUGUGCCAGAAGAACCCCGACGUACAUCUAUCCCGUACUUUUAAUUUCGAUAAGCCCAUAUCACAAUGGACAAACUUAAACGUCGUAGAAUGGAUGAAUACUUUAAACAUGUCUUCAUAUUCAGAUGCCUUCAAAUGCAAAGAAAUCAAAGGCUCAGAUCUCAUGGAAAUGGAUAAGGAAAAAUUAUUGAAUAUGGGUAUAAAAGAUGAAUUUCACCAGAGGGCAAUCCUGAGUUGCAUUGAAGAACUGGUCAAAUAUCCAGAUCAAUUCACACAAGAUCAGAGCAAGGAAGAAACCGGACCGUCCCAUUGUUUAGUACAUCAUACUUUUACUACAUUGGAAAAAUGUAAAAAAUGUGGCAAAUUUUUACGAGGAAUUUUGCAACGAGGUUUUAUGUGCACAAGUUGUGGACUGGUGGCCCAUAAGGCUUCUUCUCCUGCAGGGUUACCCAGCUGUCUGAGUCAGCAACAACAUUACAAAAUAUUCUUCGGGGCUUCUUUAUGCGGCCAAUUAUCUGAGAAUGGAGCUCCGAAAUUCAUGAUCAGAGUUUGCCAACAAUUGGAGAAAUUGGCUCAAGAAGAUCUGACCUUGAGCCUCUACAAUAUAUACUGUACUUCACCACCAGAGGAUGAUCUUUCCAAAUUGGCAAAGUCCAUUGACGAGAACCAGGGAGACGUGGAGAUCGUGGAAAGAUCUCCAGUUUUACUAACUGGAAUUCUCAAGAAGUUCCUGAGGGAAUUACCCGAUCCGUUGAUUCCAGUACAGUGGUAUGAUAAAUUCUUGGAAGCUGCAAAAAUUCGGAGUAACGAGCAUUGUGCCAAUUCCCUAACAGAACUAGUCGAAGAGCUUCCAAUUGACCACAAGUCCACCUUGAAAUACUUUAUGCAGCAUCUGUGCAGGAUGUGCCAGAUGGAAUUCAAAAGGGGAAAUAAGAGUCCACCAACAAAUCUUAUCCAUGUCCUGUGCUAUAUCAUCAUGCGGCCUUCAUGGGAACGGAUCAUUCAGAUUGUUUACAAUACGCAAGCUCAAACCCGAGUCUUGGAAUUGUUGCUCAUGAAUUGUUCUUGGGGUGAAUCUUUGCCGGAUUUCGCUUGCGCACCUGCGAUUCCACCCAGGAAAUAUUCAGCUAUGAGUAUGGGGGGAAAUAGUUUGGCUAGUACAUCGGCAGUUGUCAAAGAGGCACCCAGUCCUAGUAACACCUCUCUCCAGGAUGCUGAGUGGUACUGGGGUGGCAUUAGUCGGGAAGAAGUUACGGAAAAACUUCAAAACACCGUCGAUGGAACGUUUUUGGUGAGAGACGCUUCUAGCAAAUGUGGUGAGUACACACUCACACUAAGGAAAGGUGGUGCUAAUAAACUGAUAAAAAUAUGCCAUAGAAACGGGAAGUACGGAUUCACGGAACCAUACACGUUCGACUCAGUGGUAGAAUUAGUUAAUCAUUUUCGUCAUUGUUCGCUGUCAUUGUAUAAUGCUUCUCUAGAUGUCAAAUUGCUCUACCCUGUAUCCAAAUAUAACCAAGAUGAUGAAGCAGCUAAAUAUGAAAACGACGAGAAACUCUGGGCCAAUUUGAACGAAAUAACCAACAAACUAGAAGUAAAUAACAAAAAAUUGGCGGAGUUAUCCAAGGCGUUCGCUCAAACGAAACACGAAGUAACGACCAAUCGUUAUGCGCAAGAAGCCCUUGAAGAAUUGUUGAAAGUGCUGAAGGAGCAAGCGGAAUUGCAGAAAGCCGUUGCCGAGCAAGAUGCUCAAACUCACGAACUGAGAGGACUUGAAACAAAUGUGAGAAUACUUCAAGAUAGAUGCGCAAUGAUCGAAGAAGGCUGCGAACAACUAACUGAAAACUUGCUGCAACGCAUUGCUUACAACAAAUCCUUAGAUAGGGAGGUAACAUCUGAGAAAUUGGUUAUUCUGAGUCUGAUAAAAGAGCAGGAAAAGUAUAUUCGCUGGCUGCAAGAAAGGGGAGUGCCUCUGUCCAAGAUAAAUCAAUUACUGAAUCGAUCAGAAGAUGAGCAGCUUACAGAGAAUGUGGAUCUGGAAGAUUGUCCGCAUAAUGACGAGCGUACUUGGCUUAUGCUAGAAUUUUCAAGACAGAAAGCAGAACGUGUUUUGACCAAUACCGUUGAUGGUACUUUUUUAAUUCGAAAAUCAAGCACGGACCAAUAUGCAUUGUCAAUUUCUUGCAAUGGAAUUGUGAACCAUUGCAUCAUUCAACGUACCAAAGCUGGGUUUGGAUUUGCCGAGCCGUAUAAUAUUUAUCCGAAUUUAAAGGAAUUGGUUCUUCACUAUGCCACGAAUUCACUGGAGGUACAUAAUGAUUCUUUAAAGACCAAACUGUUAUAUCCUGUAGGGGCCCUCUAUUCCAAUCCAAUUCACCGAAUGUACAACUUUCAAAGAGUUUGUGAUAUAUAAAAAGCUGCUGUGACUUAUAUUUCCAUGAUGUUGAAUUGUGAUGAUAAUUUUACAAACUUUAACAAAUUCAUAUGGAACGGAAUUGUAUUAUAUAUUUAAACGAACAAAAGUUGAAUUUGAUGAACAUCAAACACCAGGAAAAAAUGACUGUGAUAGUGUACUAAAGAAAGAUGGAGUUUUAGUGUAGAUUGGGCAAAAAGCAGUUACCAUGGUCUUGAUGCCUUUUUCUGCCGCUUCCAUGAAGUGGGCAUUCAGAGGAAACUUUUUGCUCUUGUGGUAACCAUUUAGAGCGCCAAAAUAUGUUCUAGAGAUCUGAUUAGAUAUUUUGUUAUGCAAAAUAUGAGAACUUGAUAAAUACAUUGCUUUUAUGGAAAAAAGCAUUCUAGAUAAAAAUUCAGAACGACGACACCAUCUCAAGAAAAAAGAAUUGAAACGAAACGUCCUCAUACUCUUUAUUUUUUCAUGUCUCAUCCUAAUUUUUCUAUAAACAACGAACUCUUCUCCUUCUCCAAUCAAACAAAAUUCAAGGAGAGGAGGACCACAUUCACGAAAAUAAAAACAAACGGAAAAAAUCUCCUUAUUUCUUUUCAUGAAUCAUCACUUCCUUAUCACUUAUAGGAAAGGGAAAUCAGCUGGAAUUUUCUGUUGAAAUUUUUUUUUUUACAGUUGAGGCUAGUAUUUCUGUUUGAGUUUCUCCAAAUAUGGGGUAAUGGGAUGGGUAAAAACUGAUAUUACCCGUUUUUUACUAUGAUGAGUUAUUAAAUCACGUGUAUUUCACUAUAACAAUAAGAUGGUAUGGUUAUUGCGAAACACGUGGUUAGAAAACUCAUUCUAGUAAAAAUCAGGCAAUUUUUAGUUCAAUUAUG